AUGUCUUCAAUGCACGAAACACUGCUGGAACUACCUACCUUGGGUAUCUACCUGGCCCAUCACCGUGAAAUGUCCCGUCCCUCCAACUCAACGGUCCGCAUGGGCAGGCUGCAGGAAAGUACGGUGGAUAAGGUCGCUACUUCCCGGCUUCACUUCCACCUCCACUUCCACAGCUUCAACACAAUUCUCCCCACUCUCCCCACUCUCCCCAGUCUCUCCAUUCUCUCUAUCAUCCCUCUCUCUCCUCCUCCGUCGUACGGGGACGUUCUUCCCAUUGUGACCACACUCUGCGAACGAUUCGUGAAUCCCGGCAUCCCCCAACUAGAUUCAAGCUCAAUCAUAGCGGCCCCUUGGACCAGUCGACGACACAAGGCCAGGAAAUUCCAACCCCCGAGUCCCAACACCGCCCAACCUCUCCUCGGCAUCACUUCGCCCCUCGUUCGGUGGGCCUUGGAUCACCAAUCAUCUACAUCACGGCCACUGCCCUCGUCCGUCACCAUGGCCUCCGCUUGGACAACGGCCCCCGUUCGCUUCGACAUCCCUCCCGAGGCCCGUUCCCUUCCCCGCUUCGCUGCGCUUCCCGCCGAACUCCGCUACGAGAUCUGGGAACAUGCCAUGCUCGAACCUGGCAUGCAUUUUCUCAAGGUCGUCGUAGACCCCGACUCGGCUGUCUCGUCCGACACCGUUAGCAUCGACUCCGACAUCAGCCACGGCGCUCAGGUGGCCCAGCAGCACCCGACUGACGACACUGCUACUGCGGGCCACCACCCUUCCAGAUCCAACGCCGCCAUCAGGAUUCGCAAGGCCCACCUGGCGCCAAUCUACCCCCACCCGCGCGCUGACUUGUCUCGUUACGUCGGCACCAAUCACCGCUUGUCCACCUUAUCGGCGUCCUGUGUCGAAGCUGCCCAAGUCGUCCGCCGACUGGUCCACCACCCCGCCAGCAUCAAGUUGCCCGACGGUAAUACCGUCUUCCUCGACCGCGGGUCCCGGGACAUCAUCUGUCUCGACUACAUGUCCAGCGACCGCUUCUACAAUGGCUGCCGCAUCCGUCACGACGUCCAAUGUCCCGGUCUUGAAGGGAUCCGCCAUCUCGCCAUCCCCUACUGCCAUCAGUGGGAGACCAAGUGCAACCCAUGUUCUCGCUGCCACCGCCAGCACGACCUAUUUACCGAGAGGACAUACCCCGUCCACGUCUUUCAGUUCCUGGCAAGGCAGCUUCCCAACUUACAGACCUUCUACUUUAUCGACUACCUCAUCCUGCCAAAGAAGUCUGCUGACCGCCGGGAUGCCGACCGCCGGGACGACGAUUCCAACACGUCUGCAAAGAGACGACCACAUGGCUUCCGGAGCAAGGACCGGACCUUCUUCGAGGUAUCGUCCCCCAACAGCGACGACUGGGCAGUCUCCUCGCGCGUCUUCCAGACCCUCAGCUGGGUCCAAGAAAACUUCCGUACCUACGCAGUCCGCAGCACCACCACGCGGUACCGCCAUCCGAACCCGCAUGACGUCCAAUUCAAGGUGCUCGCCUGCCAAUGGGAUACCGUCGAGCCCCGGACAGCCCACGCGCCGAUGUUGAAUUGUCCCACGGCGAAGAAGAAGACCGACAAGAAGCGCGGCUUCGCGUCUGCUUGCGGCGAGAACUCUCCCGCUGGCCGCGCUCUCAAGACGUUCAAGUCGGCCCGGGCCGCCCGGCGACAGGUCGUUACCGCCACUUCUGCCACCGCAGUGCCGCAUACUGUCCCCUUUGACACGCCGCCGGGGAUGUUCGUUUUUGGGAGAGGAGAGAAGUUUGAUUUCGUCUUUGGGCGGGAGGUGCUGGUCCGUCGAUGAGGUCGAGACUGUAAGGGAGAAGGAGGUCCGAAUGUGGAUGGCACGUUUCCUUCAAUAUUCUUUUUCUUUUUCUUUUCUCUGCCUGGUAUGUUUCUUUCCCUCUUGGAGGGUCCUGUCGAGGGUUACGGUCAAUGGAACGGGCGUUAGGAUGGGCGUUAGGAUGGGCGUUAGGACGGGCGUUAGGAACGUUGAGACCUGCUCCACGGUGGUUCACCUAUGUUUUCUCCCGAUCCUACUUUUCUUUUCAUUAUUAUAGCUUCCUAGGCGCACCUUGUCCUCCGCAGCUACCCAGCUAGCGAAACCAUUAUUGAAAAUCCCCCCAGUUCCCAGC
This is a messenger RNA of Sodiomyces alkalinus F11, 2164 nucleotides long. RefSeq lists its product as hypothetical. The record is from RefSeq and is a predicted model, not a curated record. The coding region runs from base 1 to 1833 and encodes 610 amino acids. The transcript has 11 exons. Lineage: Eukaryota; Fungi; Ascomycota; Sordariomycetes; Glomerellales; Plectosphaerellaceae.